AAGCUCUUCAGUCUCUGUGAGCAAAACACCUUUUCACGGCUGAAACUCUCACACCCCAGAGAAAGAGAAAAAGGAAGAUAGAUACGCAUAGAGAAAGAGAAACAGAAAAUGCAAUCUUCUUACUGUGUGAAGGAGGCAAAACCAUGCGUGAGAUGGGUUGAGAAAUAUUUCAAAGAUUGCCUUUGCAAUCUGAAAGAUGACAUAUCCUUCGGUUUCGGGCUCACGAGUCUAGUAUUCUGGGGAGUAGCUGAAAUUCCUCAGAUAAUCACUAUUUUUCAUACCAAGAAAAGCCAUGGAGUCUCCAUCAUCUUUCUCCUCACUUGGGUCGCUGGGGAUAUAUGCAAUUUGACGGGUUGCAUUCUUGAACCAGCUACUUUGCCAACACAGUAUUACACAGCUCUGCUUUACACAAUCACAACGAUCGUAUUACUACUGCAAAUAGUAUAUUAUGAUUACAUCUGCAGAUGGUACAAACAUCGUCAGAAGGUCAUCAACAACCAAAGGGAUCCUGAAGAAGAGAAAAAACCAUUGAAGCCACCAAAACCAAGUAACAAGUCUGCAAUUCCAAUACCAAAUGGCACACCCAAAGCAUCACCUAGACCGGAGUACUAUUAUAUGUCAGCAAGAUCAUUGGCAGGGAGUGGUACACCACCGUGGGGAACCUACUUAAGAGCUGCUAAAAGUGGCCCUUCAGCCAUGGCUUUGAUAGACGACUCUUCUUCCGAGGAUGAAUCAUCUCCAAUUCCCUCUAAUUAUUCUCCAACCCAAGCUAUGCCUAUCCCACGUCCUAUAGCUGGGAGUUAUGGAACAUUUCUAGCAGCUGCUGUUAAUUUGCCUCUCAGGGGUAAUGCUUUGAGAGAAGGGUACCUAGGAAGAAAGCUUUUGCAGGAGUACGAGACACAUAGUGCAUUUGGUCAAUGGUUGGGAUGGCUCAUGGCUGCUAUUUAUAUAAGUGGUCGGGUUCCUCAAAUAUGGUUGAAUAUUAAAAGAGGCAGUGUGGAGGGCUUAAAUCCCUUCAUGUUCUUAUUUGCAUUGAUGGCUAAUGUCACUUACGUGGGAAGUAUUCUUGUAAGAACUACAAAAUGGGAAAGCAUCAAAGCUAACAUGCCAUGGUUAUUGGAUGCCGUAUUUUGCGUGGCAUUGGACUUUUUCAUAAUAUUGCAGUUCAUCUUUUAUAGAUACUUCCAAAGGAGACAAGCAAAUGAUGAUUACGAAGAAGCGGGAAAAGCUGCUGCAUCUUGAAUUUUUGUAGCUGUGAUGUAAACGAUUGAUGUUGAAUUAAUGGUCACAUUCCCAAAAUUGAGCUAGUAUUUGCGCUUAGUGUACACUCUUCAAGAGGAGGAUGUAUGCUAUGUUAUAUAUAUGGAUUAUGGGAAAUUAGUAUAGGACGUGGAUGUUUAGUUGUUGGAGACAUGAUAGCGGCUACUCUGAAUUUGUUGUCUUAAUCCAAUAACUGACAAAAUUGUGGGAGGCUAUGACUUCCUCUGUAGUUUAGCUAAUGCAUUAUGAAAUAUAUUGGAUAAUUCAACUAAGCCAUGAAUUUUUUAUUUUA
Messenger RNA from Cajanus cajan (pigeon pea), 1552 nucleotides. Its product is annotated as vacuolar lysine transporter YPQ1. Gene Ontology annotation, cellular component: membrane. The record is from RefSeq and is a predicted model, not a curated record. Lineage: Eukaryota; Viridiplantae; Streptophyta; Magnoliopsida; Fabales; Fabaceae.